This is a messenger RNA of Nymphalis io (European peacock), 6018 nucleotides long. RefSeq names its product protein MTSS 2 (gene mim). Gene Ontology annotation, biological process: plasma membrane organization; cell projection assembly. The record is from RefSeq and is a predicted model, not a curated record. The coding region runs from base 449 to 3448 and encodes 999 amino acids. Gene Ontology annotation, molecular function: actin binding; phospholipid binding. NCBI's taxonomy places the organism in Eukaryota, Metazoa, Arthropoda, Insecta, Lepidoptera, Nymphalidae. The transcript has 25 exons. Gene Ontology annotation, cellular component: cytoplasmic side of plasma membrane; actin cytoskeleton.
UUGCCGCUCCGUUGUUACCGAACAGAAGUGCGGUUUAGAAAAAAAUUGUUCGUGUUUUAUGAUAAAAAACGAGUCUCUUAUCGCUUUUUUUGAAUGAAAAAGAAUAAAUUAGAUUCGGUUUUAUUUAUUGUAAUUUUACUAAUGUUACAUUAAGUGAAGUUUUAUUAAAAUAAAGUCUUUUCUUAGCUUGUCUUCCUUCAAUGGAGGAUUUUUGUUUAUAAAUAUUGAUUUAUUACAUUCCCUAUUUUAUGCAUUGUUUAGUGCCUUUUGAUAAAAAGUGAAAUGUAGGUAGUACUUAAACGAGUGCAUGAUAAUUACUGUUAUUACAACAAAAAUGCAACAGUUACCGUAUAAUCAUUAUGGAGUGUAUAGGGCACUGUGCGAUGUGAACUUCUGUGCUUGACCGUGUUUCUUGUGUUAUUGUGUCCAGUUUGUGUUUAUUUAGACAAUGGAGGGGACCACAGAGAAGGAUUGUUCUCCCUUGUGGAACUUAUAUCAACAAAUUGUUUCGGAUAUGAAGAACAGUGCGCCAAUGUGGGAGGAAUUCAUCUCGAAGGCGACCAAGCUUCAUUCCGCUCUCAAAUCAGCGCUGGUCGCGAUUGCUGCUUUUCUCGAUGCUUUCCAAAAAAUAGCCGAUGCCGCCACAAAUGCAAGGGGAGCGACGAAGGAAAUCGGCACAGCACUUACCCGAGUGUGUCUACGACACAGAGCUAUAGAAUCUAGGAUGAAAACAUUUAUUGGUACAUUAAUGGAACGUCUAAUAACGCCCCUAUCUGAGCGUGCCGACGAAUGGCGCCGUGGUUGCAACGGCGGCGGCGCCCUGAGUCGCGAACAUGCUCGCGAAUGUAAGCGUGCGCGCGCUGAACUGCGCCGGCGAGUGCACGACGCGCAACGACACGCGCGGAAGGCGAGGAGGGCGACGCCGGACGUUAAGCGCCGAGCUGAUGUGUGUCUACAGGAUGUCCAAGAGCGUAAACAGCAGUUAGAAGAAAUGGAAGAGAAAGCGGUUAAGGCCGCUCUUAUUGAAGAGAGAAGUCGCUUCUGCCACUUCGUAUCCUUACUCAACCCCGUGGUGGAGAGUGAAGUAGCAAUGCUAGCGGAGGUCGGUCAUCUACAAGAAGGGACGGAACAGCUGUCGAGACAAACGACCGAACCAAGGAGUCUGCCAGCUGCCAGUCUACAGGUGAUAUGCGACAUUAAGUCUUGCUAUAGUGGAUGGGCGGAGGGAGGAUCCGCCCCCCACUCGCCCUCAGCCUCAUCUCGCCUUGGUAGCCGGAAGUCCUCCCUGACUUCCAUCUCGUCUCUAACAAGCCAAUGUUCGGAUCAACACGGCGUGUCAGGAUCAACUGUUAGUUGUUCUACGCCCAUAUCGAGCGCUUCAUCGGGAGUCACUCCAUCGGCGCCUGCGCCUGACUCUCUCAGGGGACUAUCGCAGUCGGCACGACUAGCCAGCGUGUGCAGCUCGGACUCUGGGUUCCGUUCCCAGGACGCGCUCCAACGGCCGUCACUCUACGUUGAAAAUGGUUCGGACAAUCAGAGUGUGAGUAGCGAGUGCGUCACGCCGUCUAAAGCGGAUGAGGAUACAACCGACGACACCAAUGACAGCAUAGCUAAUGCUGCUUCGGCGACGUGGCCCGAUCUAAAAGAUACGGCCCAGUUCGAGAGAGCCGCCUCCGCAAUAAUGGGGGGUCGACCGCAUACAAUAUCAGCGGGCGCGGAGCGCGUGCACGGGCGGGCGGCGCUGAGCGCGCACACGUUCGAGCCCGCCAUCUACGCGCGCCCGCCGCUGCCCACCCGCUGCUCGUCUUUAGAGCGGCCGUCGGUACCCGCAAAGACAAACUCCAACAUCGCUCACGUUGAGUUCAAGCCAGCUAAGCCGUCUUCGUUGCCGCCGCAUCUCGCUAAAGAAAUGCCACAAGCCUUGUACGUGAAUAUGUCCGAGCUCGCGACCAUGGCCGCUUCCCGGGCGCAGCAACAGAACGCCGAAUAUCCUCAACAGGAAAAGGUUUGCUCAGAAAGCAGUGCGAGUGAAUCUUCAUUGGAAUCGUCAAGUGGAUAUGGAAGUCAAGGGGCUUUCGCGGCCGAGGAUCACGCCCACCAACAUUUGAUCCAACAUCCUGACGUCGAAUCGGAGAUCGUGACGUUGCGAAGGGACUCAGUGGCGAUAGCCAGAGAAAACUUCUCGAUAUCGCUUGGAAGUUUGGAGGAAGCGGUCCGAUCGUUGGACGAAGCUGUCGACUCGCCAACGUUUGCGACGAUCGGCAAGAAGCCGGCCGUUCCGAAGAAACGACCCGUGUCUAUGUCAGCGUCCGUGUGGUCAAGACGCGGUUCGUCGAGCUCAGUGGGCAAGCCUCCUCCGCCUGUGAGGAGAUCUUCGUCUAUAUCGAGGCCACAAAGGCCCCCGUAUCAGAGCACUGUUCAAAGCCCUCCUGUUAACACUAAUGACACGGACAACUUACCACCGCCACCAGCUUUUCUCUUACAACCCGAUGGCGACAACAGUGCAGCACAACCGACUAUAAAUGUAGCUGAAACAGUAAAGCAAUUGACCGAAUUGAAGCACAUGCCCGCGUCACCUGGACUCGUCCGGCGUACGUUACAAAAUCAAAACCAAAAUACGAAUCCGAAUCAAACUUACGGCCAAUCGCAGAGCCCGACUCAGUUGAGCACGUUUCAACAGGCGAAGAGCAAUUUCUCCUCGACUAUAAGUUUGAAUAAUUCAGGAAGCUUGAACCCGAUAUACGGUACGACUGGGAACAGGAUUAUGACGUAUGUAGAGAACUCAAUGUUCGUGAGGAAGAACAGCUUGAACAGCUCGAAUUCGGAUCUAUAUGGAGGAAAUACGGGUGGUAUUUACGGUGAAACAAAAGGAUCACCGCACGGUUCGACGCCUUCGACUCCAAGCUACGGAGAGUCCAAUACUUUCUCCAGCUUUGGUCCGAGGAUGAACAAUGAUUCACAUUAUGGACAGACGGGCGUGAAGCUGUCGGACAAGUUCGCGGCGGGCAAGUGCAUCUACGCGCAGCCGGCCACGGGCGCGGCGGGCGGCGCGCUGGCGCGGCGGCUGGCGGCGCGCUCGCACAGCGCCGAGCGCCACCUCGCCGAGCAUGGUGGCUUAAUAGCGAGUCUGAGCGCUAAGCUCGCCCCUCAGCUCUCCCCGCGGACGACGAGGCGAGGCAUCUCUACCAUUACAUCAUCCGAUUCCCCACCAAAAGGAAAAGGCAUCCCGGCAGCGGUCCAGCCGGCGUUCCUGGACAAGCUGUCGGCGACGCUGCAGCGCCGGCAGCUGCCGUCCGCGCGCGCCAGCUCCGUGCGCGACCGCAUCAACGCGCACGCGCAGCCGGACCCGAGGGUGUGUCACACUUCGCUGAUGGAGCAGAUCAAACGUGGAGCAACAUUACGAAGGAAUAAGUUCUGCAACGAUCGAUCAGCACCGAAAAUACGUUAAAGUUAACCGCACUGGAAAACAAAUCGUAUAUCAAGUAUUUAAAGUCUAUAUUCGUCUGUAAUCUCAUUAAACUGUUUAUUAGAAUUGCUUUAAUGAUAUAAAUAUCGUUGCUUAGUUAACAUAGUUCAAGUUGGAAACCGUUUGUAUGCUAUACUUCGUUGUGAUUGAUUAAUUUUCUUAUCGGCAUUUAAUAGUAUAAAAAUAAGUAUUAAAACAUUUCAUCUGAUAUAAUACUUAAUGUAUUUCAUUCGAUUGCUUGAAAUUAUUUUGUUUGUUGUAAAUUGAAAUAAGUGCCUAUCGUUUGUUUUUUUUAUUGUGUUCGAGCAAGUAUGUCCCUUUUGAAAAACCACGUGGUUUUUGCUUUAAGAUCAUAGCUUAAAAUCUGGCUACAUUAGGGUUUUUGUGUUUAAUUUCUUUAUGUAAUUCAUCGCAAGCUUCCCGAAGUAUUAAAUCAUGAGGUAAUGUAAAUGUUUUGGAUGAAAUUCGUAAAUGGUUCCAUCAUCGCGCAACACCAAACCUUUAUUAUUCACAAGAGAAAUGUUGCCAAAGUUAAUGUAAGAUUUUUGUGAACAGUCUGUAUAACGACUUGAACUCUGUUAUCCAAGCGACGAUGUUACUAUAAACAAAAUAUUGAAAUCAGUAAUCUCUCUAAGUGUGUCUUCUAUUGGAUGUAAAUUGUAUACUUAAAUUUUCUGGCCGAAUCUUAAUAAAUUUGUAAAAAUAUAUAUAUUUUAAAUUAAAAAUAUUUUUUGGGUAGCAAUAUAAAGAGACAAUAUGGGAUAAGCUUAUAACGAUGUUGCAUGUCCGAAGUCUAUGUUGCCAAUAUUGAAAAUUUAAUAAUUUUGUACUUUUUAUUACUGGCAAUAAUAAAUAUUUGAUUCUACAAUUAAAAGUUUGAGACAUUAUUAAUAGUGUAAAAGCUCUUAUACCGAAAUGCCAGCAGUUCCGUAGUUCUUUUUACUAAAAUAAGAUGAAACUGAACUAUUUAAUUUCCUUAUUUUCCUAAUUUUAAAGGACACAACUUUUAAUUGUAAAAUUAAAUAUUUUACAUUCGAAUAUCAUUGUAUAGAAGUUUACAAUAUGUGUUUAAACUUUAUAAUGAAUACACCUCGUUUACGAGAUGCGAAUUAAAACUACAACCAUACCUGCGCUUACGAGUUGAUAAUUAGUUUCAUAUUCACAAGUGUGGAUGUACCUUUAUUUCGCUUUCCAGGUGUGUUCGAACUACAAAAGUUUUUUUUUUUAAAUAAAAGACGAUAUUGUAAUCGAGAAAUCGAAACGAAACACUAAUUUUGAUAACAUUCAAAAAAUUAGUACAGUCUUACAAAUGAAAUGAUUAAUUUCAUCUCCUAAGACACCAUACACGACGUAUUGAAAGAAAUUUACGACACGCUCGGACAAUAUGUUAGAUAAAACACGAACAUAUCUACAUAUAAUAAUAUAUGACUUAUAUAAUGCAUAUCUGUAUAAAUUUAAAAAAUUUCUAUUAAACUUAUUGCAUUUUUUAAUACUGAAGAUAUUUCUUCAGGGUUGUCCAAUUGCAUUAAUGCUUUUCAAUAUAAAUUUCUUUUUGUAUUUAACUUUUUAUCGCAGGUCGAUUUAUAUGAUUAUUGUGACAGCCCUAGUCCAUCAUUUUAGAUGAUUAUUAUUUUCCAUUAUUCCGUCUCAACAAAGUUGACUGAAAUGACUCCUAUAACUGUGUUCUUCGAGCCUUUCCUUUAUAAAUAUUGAUAUUUAAGGCUUUUACAAUGAAUAUAAAUGUAUGAAAAUAAUAGAUUCCAAGUAUUUAGUUCAUUAUAUUAAUUAAAAUUAAAAAAAAAAGUAUUGCGUACAAUAUCUUGUAAGUGGUAAAAAGAAAGUGUAAUUGUUAUUCAAUCUUAAGUCCUUUUGUGUUAUUUAUGAUUUUUAUAUUAUCAUAAUUUCUACUUUAAGUUUUUAAACGUAGUUUUUUUUUUAUUCAAAUCAUUUUUAAUCUAUACCGCACUACGAUGUCGCCAUUUUGAAAUAGUUGAAUUUUUUUAUCCUAUACAUAGUGUUUAUAAGUAAAAAAUGUUUGCCAGAAUGUUUAUACAUAUAUUAUAUAAAAAUAGAUAAAACUUCAUUAAGGGGAUAGUUAGAUAAAUGUGAAACGCUGUAUUAUUUAUUAUUUUUUUACGCGAAUAGAACACUAUAAUAUUGUAUGUAUUUCUUAGACCUUCGUUCCUCAUAUUUUCUAACGUAUGGUUUUUAUUUUUUUAAUUAUUUUAUUCGUCUAUAUAGGAUUAGCAGCACAGAUAAUAAAUGGUAGUAUAUAAGUGUGUUUAUAUUAAAAAAAAAUAAUGGUAGCUUUUGACAUAUCCCAUAUACAUUAUUUAAUAUGAAAAUUGAUCGUUGGAAUUUAUACAUCUUCGCUUUGGUGGAGUUAACAAUAGUCUGCGUUUAAAUGUAUACAAUCAAAUAUAUAACAUAUAGUCCAGUAUAACAUAUAUAUAUGGUAAUGGUAGCAUUUUUCCGAGAAAGUCUGUUAUUGAAUUGUGUUUAGGUAAUGUUUGCGUAUGUAAUUGAUGAAAAUUAAACGAAUAUUGUCCCAA